Messenger RNA from Bolinopsis microptera, 1162 nucleotides. RefSeq names its product putative beta-lactamase HcpD. Gene Ontology annotation, molecular function: protein binding. Lineage: Eukaryota; Metazoa; Ctenophora; Tentaculata; Lobata; Bolinopsidae. The record is from RefSeq and is a predicted model, not a curated record. Bases 2 to 757 code for a protein of 251 amino acids. The transcript has 6 exons. Gene Ontology annotation, cellular component: mitochondrial intermembrane space.
CAUGUCUGAGGAAGGUUUUGUUCAACUGGACGAUAAGAAAACUGCUGAGGAGAUAAAUGCGGAGUUCCAGAAAGUGCAGACUGAUUAUUACAACAGUCUUAUUGUGGAGAUGAAGGAAGAUUGUGAGACCUACAGAAAAGCGACCGAAUGCCACGAGUACGCUAAGCUGAUGAUAGAGCGGCUCCACAAGUUUAAAGAAGGGUUCGAGCAGUUCAAGAAGAACUGUUACGAGUACGAGGCGGGAGCAAGUUGUCAUAGUGCGGGUCACAUGUUGCUACAGGGGAUAGACCUGCCUGACGGGACUACUCCUGUAGAAAAAGACGUGCCUGCAGCCGCGGACAUGUUUGCACGUGCGUGUUCCACCACUAACCCGCGCAGCUGCGUUGCUAUCGCUAGAUUACUACAGUUCGGGAAAUUCGUCGAGAGGGACUACAAAAAGGCGUUCGAGUACCUUACUAUUGGCUGCAACAAACACAAUACGGAGAGUUGUUUUUCUAAAGCUAACUGUUAUCUACAAGGUAUGGGAGUAGAGCAGGACUACAGUAAAGCAGUGCCGCUGUUAGAGACCGGAUGCUCCCGAGGACACCACCGUUCAUGUCACAACCUGGGAGUCUUGUAUUACCAGGGCAAGGGAGUGGACAAGGAUCUCAACAAGUUUAAACUUUAUAACGAGAAAGCUCAGAUAUUUAGAUUCCAGAAAGAUCCGUUUAAGGGGAGUACCGAACAGAAUCUUGGCAGCGGCCCACUCGCUCAUUAACUAAUAGAUGUUUAAUUAUUUGUUAAUUAAAAGUCCGAGUUGGAUUAGUGUUUAGUAUCGUGUUUGAACUUGCCCUGGACUAGGAUUAGCGCUGUGGCGCUUUGUGGUGAUGAUCCCCCACCUUGCACUAAGAAUCUGGUAGUAUCUGGGCUUGGCAGAGAACUUAUUACCCGAGAAUGAAACGUGUACGUGACCAUCGGACUGAGUACGUGACCAUCAGACUGAGUACGUGACCCCGCUGAGUGCCUUGUAGUUGCCUGGCCCUCCAGAGAUUAAAAUUAAGUAUUGAAAUAAGUGAAUUCCUAUCAUUAUGUUUAGGGUAAUUUAUUAUGUAGAAAUUUGAAUUUUAUACGUUUUGAUAUUUAUUGAUUUUUGAGUUGAACUCGUCAGUCUAAGAUUUUACUA